CUUCUUCCUCCCCUGCUUUCCAAUGCAACCUUAAAGCUUUCAGGCUCGCUUUGGUCCCAUAAACCGUCUCCCUCCUCUCUCUGUCUCAUUGCCUUCGCCGUUCCACUCCACAUUUGUUCGUCCAUUUCUUCCCAACUUCAUUCUCUGCUCCCCCUCAAAAUCCCAACUUCUUCUUCUUCUUCUUCUUCUUCUUCUGCAUUGGUCCUGUUUAGGAAGAUUUAAUCCGGUUCAACUCGCUUCUUGAGUUGUUGUUGUUUUAGUCGAGGAUUUUUGUGUUUCGUAGUGAAAGUUGGGAUUUUGGACAUGGAAGGAGGAAGACGGGGGAUGGACAGCUUGGUGACGGCCAGGCGCACGCUGGUGGCGAGCCUGGAGAAGUCGCGGACGCUGGGCGCCGCCCUCGCGCGCGCCGGCCCCCGCCUCGACGAGAUCCGGCAGCGCCUCCCCUCGCUGGAGGCCGCUGUCCGCCCGAUCUGCGCCGACCGCGGCGCGCUCGCCGCAGCGGGCGGGCAUAUCGACCGCGCCGUUGGCCCUGCUGCCGCCGUGCUCAAGGUGUUCGACGCGGUCCACGGCCUCGAGCGGUCCCUCCUCGCCGACCUCCGCGCCGAUCUCUUCGGCUACCUGUCGGUCCUCAAGCGCCUCGAGGAGGCCCUCCGGUUUCUCUCUGAGAACUGCGGCCUCGCGGUGCAGUGGCUCGACGACAUUGUGGAGUACCUCGACGACCACUCCCUCGCCGAUCCCCGCUUCAUCGAGGCCCUCAAGGCCUCCCUCGACUCCGUCAAGCCCUCACCUUCGGCUCUCGACGGCGGCCUCCUCGUUGCCGCCCUCGACAAGCUCGAAUCUCAGUUCCGGCGCCUCCUGGCCGAUCACACCGUCCCUCUUCAAAUGCCAUCCGACAUCGUCGGCGUCCCAGCCAUCGCCCCUUCCCCCCUUCCUGUCUCUGUCAUCAACAAGCUCCGCGCCAUCCUCGAGCGUACCACUGCAAACGACCGGCUUGAUCGCUGCAUCUCCAUCUAUGUCGACGUGCGAGGGUCCAAUGUCCGCGCCAGCCUCCGCGCGCUCGACCUCGAGUACCUCGAGAUCACGCCCGCCGAGUUCAACGGCGUGCAGAGCAUCGAAGGGUACAUCCAGAAGUGGUGCCGCCACCUCGAGUUUGCCAUCAAGCACCUCUUCGAGGCCGAGUUCAAGGUGUGCAUCGAGGUGUUCGAGCGUGCUGGACCGCGAGAUGUAGCCCUGUCAUGCUUCGCGGAGAUUGCUGCACACGCUGGGAUGCUUGCGUUCCUCCGGUUUGGGAAGACGGUCACCGAGACAAGGAAAGAUCCCAUCAAACUACUCAAGCUUCUUGAUAUCUUUGCGACAUUGAACAGAUUAAGGUUGGACUUCAACCGGAUUUUUGGAGGAAAGGCUUGUUCUGAGAUCCAGAAUCAAACAAGGGAUCUUAUCAAGAGAGUGAUUGAUGGGGCUUGUGAGAUCUUUUGGGAGCUCUUGCAUCAAGUGGAGCUGCAAAGACAGACGCCACCACCUUCCGAUGGAGCUGUGCCAAAGCUGGUGGCCUUCGUCACUGAUUACUGCAAUAAGCUUCUCAGCGAGGAGCAUCUGCCGGUGCUCACUCAGGUUCUGAUCAUAAAUCGGAGCUGGAAGCAGGAGAAGUUCCAAGAGAGACUCCUAACUGAUGCAAUUUUGGACAUAUUUAAAGCCCUCGAGGCAAAUUUUGAGACUUGGUCCAAGAGCUAUGAGGACAUUCCUCUUUCCUAUCUAUUCGCGAUGAACACACAUUGGCAUUUCUACAAGAAUCUGAAGGGGACCAAGCUGGGGGAGCUAUUAGGUGAGGCAAAGUUGAAGGAGCAUGAGCAGUACAAGGAUUACUAUGCUGCAUAUUUCCUGAGGGAAAGCUGGGGAAAGCUUCCAUCUCUACUGAGUAGGGAAGGGUUGAUAUUGUUCUCAGGGGGUAGAAGCAAGGCACGGGAUCUGGUGAAGCAGCGAUUGAAAGCUUUCAAUAGGUCCUUCGAUGAGAUGUAUCAGAAGCAGUCAACUUGGGUUAUAUCAGAUAAGGAAUUGAGGGAGAAACUAUGUCAUUCGAUAGUGCAGACGAUUGUUCCUAGUUACCGGAGCUAUAUGCAGAACUAUGGGCCUCUGGUGGAGCAAGACGCAAGCGCAAGCAAAUAUGCAAAGUACACAGCCCAAAGCUUGGAGAACAUGCUUGGUUCUCUUUUCCUGCAUAAGCCUGGGAGAACAAUGAGUCUCAACAUUAGGCACUCAAAUGGAAAAUUGAAUAGUGUAAUGACUAGCAUGUCUCGCUCUGCCUCAACUGUGAGCUGAUGAAGUCAUUUCCGUUUUUUAGGAUGGAAGGGAAAGAAACCGUGGUUUCUCAUUUUCUCAUGUGUAUAGCAGUUAAAAGCAUGAGGACUGGGUCCGCAGCAAUUGGUGUUGGUUCAAUGAGCAUAUCAUGGUCAUAUGCUUGGAGCAGCGGUAUGGGUUGGCGGCUAGAUAUAUCAGUUUGUACAAAGGUUUUCACGGAUGAUCGGUUAGGGAGCACUAACUGUGAAACUGGAUAUCAAGCAUGCUACGGACAAACUAAUUUGCACGUCUUGAGAAACAAAGACGAUGGAGGGUGACACUGGGAUUGGUGUUUUGGCACUCAUCUAGCAGAAGCUACUUCACUAUACUGCUUUAGAGGUCUAUUUCUCUCUCUGAAUAUGCAUCAAUAUUUAUUCAUUUUAGGCUGGAGGAUAUGGGAAAACAAACAUGCAAUUUGCUUUAAUAUGUAAAUUUUGUAUGUCAAGGUGCACAUGGCGCCCUUGUAUCUUUCUUUUUGUCCAUUCAUCAACAUUCAUCUUAUAGGUUGCAAUAUGCUAAGACCUAGAUUAGAUGCAUGACGCAGGAGUAAACCACAUAGAAUCUUAUUGUGGUGUUGUGAUAGUUUAGCUUAAAUCAUUUCACAAGUUUGAAUUUGCUUUGUUUUCCUCA
This is a messenger RNA of Musa acuminata AAA Group (dessert banana), 2964 nucleotides long. RefSeq names its product exocyst complex component EXO70A1-like. Gene Ontology annotation, molecular function: phosphatidylinositol-4,5-bisphosphate binding. Gene Ontology annotation, cellular component: exocyst. Gene Ontology annotation, biological process: exocytosis. NCBI's taxonomy places the organism in Eukaryota, Viridiplantae, Streptophyta, Magnoliopsida, Zingiberales, Musaceae. Bases 304 to 2316 code for a protein of 670 amino acids. The record is from RefSeq and is a predicted model, not a curated record. The transcript has a single exon.